Messenger RNA from Colletotrichum truncatum, 2172 nucleotides. Its product is annotated as lipoxygenase 1. Gene Ontology annotation, molecular function: metal ion binding; oxidoreductase activity, acting on single donors with incorporation of molecular oxygen, incorporation of two atoms of oxygen. The record is from RefSeq and is a predicted model, not a curated record. Gene Ontology annotation, biological process: lipid oxidation. NCBI's taxonomy places the organism in Eukaryota, Fungi, Ascomycota, Sordariomycetes, Glomerellales, Glomerellaceae.
AUGGCCGCCAUACUAAGCCAUAUCUUUUCAGAACACGUUCCGGGGUUGCCUACCGUCGCAGAUAUUUUCAAGCAGCCAAGUCUUGAGGAGAGGAAGAAAAGACUUCGUGCCAGAAUCACGGAGCUCUCUCUCGUGGACUUUGAUCCUGGCGUUUUCGACAAUGAACUCUUGAGGCAGGGCAUCGUCACUAGGCUUGAUCAGCAGAACCUUGAAAAGAAAGCAAGGAGGGGCAAGGGCAAUAUCUCAUCGGGUACUUACGAUGGGACCCAAGCCGCCGUCACCCACGCCUAUAAGAAGAUCGAGCGCAGUUUCGAGUCCUACUUCGAUGUUCUCCAAAUUGAGCCCACAAUCCCCCGCUUCAUCGACUUGGAAUUUAAGAAGACAAUCUACCAAUACUCAUCCUUUCCCUACGAUGAAAAGGGCAACCUUGCGUACCCGCCUCACCUCCAAUGUGUCCCCCUAGCAAACGACGUGCCCAAGCUCUGCAUCUUCAAUGCCAUGGGUCUCAUUGAGACGGGCGUUAUGGUUCAGCAGGUUGUCCCCGACAACUUCAUCAACAAGAGCGAAGAUUUUCUUUUCGGCAAGCUCGACGCCCUUAUCGGCGGUUGCCCGCAAGCUGGUCCUACUAUCGCCGAUUGUGAGAGGUACAAUCGGUUCCAUCGCAAGACCGGCACCGACAUCGAGCGCGGUACCAACAUCGGCCUACUCCCAGACUGGUACAGCGACCGCCGGUUCGCAGACCAGGCUUUCACCGGCACCAACCCCACCACCAUCGAGAAGGUGCCCGCGGACUUGCUUGCGGAGUUCAUCGACGCCGCCGAGAGGAACGGGUACACCUAUUGGGCCAAGACGCUGUCGGAUCUCAACCCGGCGUCUCUGUUCGUUCAGGACUGCCGCUACUUCCGCAAAGCCUGUGGCGUAGAGCCCGGAGAGACGAUGCACUGGAAAGAGCCUAUUUCGCAAGACAACUGGGCUUGCGCCGCCGUGACUCUCUUCCAGCUCUUCGGUGACGGCAAGCUCCACCCCGUCGCCAUCGUCUGCGACUACAAACAGAACAUGGCCAGCUCCGUCACCAUCUUCAACCGCCGCCACCGUCCCUCUGACCCUUCCAUCUUCGAGAAAGAAGACUGGCCGUGGCGGUACGCCAAGACCUGCGCACAGGUGACGGACUGGAUCCGUCACGAGGUCGGCGUCCAUCUCACCCGCGCGCACUUCAUCGAGGAGUCCGUCAUCGUCGCGACUCACCGCACGAUCCCCAUGGAGCACAUCGUCUACAAGUUGCUCCAGCCACACUGGUACAAGACGCUCUCCCUCAACGCGGCGGCGCGCCAGACGCUCGUACCGCAGGUCAUCAAAGAUCUCAUCGGCUUGAGCCCGGAUCAGACGUUCAAGUUCAUGGCGUACGAGUUUGAGAGCUUCGACUACGUGCAGAACUACGUCCCCAACGACCUCGCACGCCGAGGGUUCCCCAACACCAAGGAGGGUCUCGAGGAUAGGAAGUACAAGAACUACGCCUACGCCAAAAACAUCUUGUCCAUGUGGCACGUCAUCCGCGACUACGUCAUGGGCAUGCUCCUCACAGUCUACGAGGAGGGACGAGCGGACGAGAUGGUGCGCGAGGACGUUUUCAUCCAAGAUUGGUGCAAGGAAGCUCGUAACGAGGGCCGCAUUACAGGUUUCCCUACAAUCCAGACGCUGGAUGAGUUGUGUGAUGCAGUUACCAUGUGCAUCCACAUUGCGUCGCCGUUCCACACCACGGUCAACUACCUGCAGAACUUCUACCAGGCGUUCGUGAUCGCCAAGCCUCCAAUGCUGUGCCAGAACCUACCCCAGACUCUGGAGGAGUUGCUGGGUUACACCGAGGCAGACAUGACCAGGGCGCUGCCUAUCGGACGACAGAGGGAGUGGCUGCUCGCGGCGCAGGUGCCCUGGCUUCUCAGCUUCAAGGUUGCCAGCGACAGCAGCUUGAUCCACUUUGCGCACUCGCAGUGGAGGACGCACUGCCGCCUGGACAGAGAGAGCAGGAAGAUCCAGAAGAUUAGCGAGGCGUUUUACUAUGGCCUUCGUGAUUUGGAGGUUGAAUUCCUGGUUACGAGUAGGAGCAUGGAUAAGGGGAGCAUUCCUUAUACCGUUAUGGACCCGGUCAAUACUGCAGUGUCGAUUCUUAUCUAG